AUGCGCACAAACACCAUGACCACCACGAUGGCGGCGCAAACCGUUCAGACGACGUCCCUCGAACCGUCCAUGACCGCGAACUACAAACUCACUCAAGAGACCGCGCUCUCCGAUCCCUGUCCAACAUCUUGGUUUUCGAAAUGGCUUUGGCCCUCUCGCGCUGGCCGCCCAGGCCCACCUGUUGAAACUAGCGCGACAGGGAUGCCAAGGCAGCUCCUGUCGUCCGAUGUGGGGAUCCGAUCGGAUGCAUCACACCAACAUGAGCACGACCGUCACGAGAAUCCGUUCCCAUGCCGCGCGUGCCAGGCGUGGGGGGUGCAGUGUGAUCGUCAGACACCGCGGUGCGCUCACUGCUUGGACCAGCAAAUCUUGUGCUUCUACGUUGAGCCUCUGCGCGUUACGAUGAAACGAGCGAGGAAGUCGAAAGAUUUGCCUGCCGCUCCGCCCCGCGAUUUGGUGGCGCCAUAG
Aspergillus calidoustus is the source of this 468-nucleotide messenger RNA. The record is from the annotation of a GenBank genome assembly. Lineage: Eukaryota; Fungi; Ascomycota; Eurotiomycetes; Eurotiales; Aspergillaceae.